Messenger RNA from Daucus carota subsp. sativus, 558 nucleotides. Its product is annotated as VQ motif-containing protein 11. Lineage: Eukaryota; Viridiplantae; Streptophyta; Magnoliopsida; Apiales; Apiaceae. The record is from RefSeq and is a predicted model, not a curated record. The coding region runs from base 1 to 558 and encodes 185 amino acids. The transcript has a single exon.
AUGACAACCAAUGUCCUCUACAUGCAGCAAACAAAAAGAGCUACAACAAAGUACUUUCAACUCUCACUCUCUGUCUCUAUCAUUCUCACAAUCACUCUCACAAUGACCGAUCCAGAGCUAGAAAACAUCACCUUUGUCAAGGCUGAACCCGAAAACUUUAGGGAUGUAGUCCAGAAGCUGACCGGAUCCAGCACUGAUCCAGCAGUGCAAAGGAUCUCCGUCACCCUUUCUGCCCGUCCAUCAAAUGGCCUGUACCACACUGUGGAAGUUGGUCAGACAAGACCAUCUUUCAUGCUGCAAGAGAGAAGGCAAGCCACCCGGAACCUGGCAAUUCAGCUCAAUCAAAACACAACCUCGCAUGGGCAGUAUGCGUUUCUCCCUGACAUGAAAGUGACGGAUUUCUCCCCCGUCUCGACACUGGACAUGUUUUCACCCUCUGUGCCAGAAGAGCAUGCUAUUGCUAACAAAGGCUUUUACUUGCAACCCGGUCCAGUCAGUACUUCAAGAAAGUCUGAGCCCAAGCUGCUCAACUUGUUUCCAACAUCUUCAGAUUCUUAA